UAAAAGAGGUUGGAAGUGUAUUUAUAUAUUUCUAGAAUUUCAUUUAUAAAGGCUCCAUGUCGUUAGCGGACGAACUUUUAGCGGAUCUAGAAGAAAAUGAUGACUCUGACGAAGCUAUGGAAGAACCGGAGCCGGAUUUCAUUCCGGCUUCGGUUUCAAAAACUAUCGAGGAAGAAAUAAAGGUGGCUUCUGUGAGGGAAUUAGCAAAAUUGCGUGACUCGGAACUAUUGCGAAAAGUAAUGUCUCAUAUCGAAAAAUACAGUAAAGUUUUUAGGAGGUCUGUAGAUAUUAUUGGACCCGUUGAGUCAGAUCCAGAAUAUCAGCUUAUUGUGGAAGCCAAUAACAUGGCUGUGGAUAUUGAUGAUGAAAUCGCUACAAUACAUAGAUUCACAAGGGAUAAAUAUUCUAAAAGAUUUCCAGAACUAGAGUCUUUAGUCGUUGGUCCCUUGGAAUACGUAAUGACUGUUAGAGAAUUAGGAAAUGAUUUAGACAGAGCAAAGAACAAUGAAACAUUACAGCAAUUUCUUACUCAGGCGACAAUUAUGGUAGUUUCCGUUACUGCAUCAACAACUCAAGGACAGCUACUAACAGAACAAGAAAAGGAAGCUAUCUGUGAAGCUUGCGAUAUGGCAGUAGAAUUGAAUAAUUGUAAAUUAAAAAUAUUUGAAUAUGUAGAAAGUAGAAUGGCAUUUAUUGCACCAAACCUGUCCGUGAUAGUCGGUGCAUCCACAGCAGCAAAAAUUAUGGGUGUCGCAGGAGGUCUAACUAAAUUAUCAAAAAUGCCAGCUUGUAAUAUUCUAGUUUUGGGAUCGCAAAAAGCAACAUUAUCUGGGUUUUCACAAGUGGCGACACUUCCUCAUACUGGUUUCAUAUAUUACUCUGAUAUAGUACAAGAUACGCCGCCUGAUUUAAGACGAAAAGCAGCAAGACUUGUAGCAGCUAAGAGUAUGUUAGCUGCUCGUGUUGAUGCUUGUCAUGAAAGUACAGAUGGUCACAUUGGUCAAAUGUUUCGUGAGGAAAUUGAAAAGAAGCUGGAUAAGCUUCAAGAACCUCCGCCUGUAAAAUUUGUGAAACCUUUACCAAAGCCUAUUGACCCAGGCCGAAAGAAGCGCGGUGGUAAACGUGUCAGAAAAAUGAAAGAACGUUAUGCCAUUACGGAAUUUAGAAAACAUGCGAAUAGAAUGAAUUUCGCUGAUAUUGAAAACGAUGCUUAUCAAGAAGAUCUUGGUUAUACGCGUGGAACAAUUGGUAAAGCAGGAACUGGCCGUAUUAGAUUACCUCAAAUUGAUGAAAAAACAAAAGUACGGAUAUCAAAAACACUUCAGAAAAAUUUACAGAAACAACAACAGUGGGGUGGAAGUACGACAGUUAAGAAACAAGUUUCUGGUACAGCAUCCAGUGUUGCAUUCACGCCACUGCAGGGCUUGGAAAUUGUAAAUCCGCAAGCGGCAGAAAAGAAAGUAAAUGAAGCCAACGCGAAAUAUUUCUCGAACACAGCAGGUUUCUUGAAAGUAAAAAAGUAAAAUGCAAAUUACAAAGAAG
Messenger RNA from Dufourea novaeangliae, 1542 nucleotides. RefSeq names its product U4/U6 small nuclear ribonucleoprotein Prp31 (gene Prp31). The record is from RefSeq and is a predicted model, not a curated record. Gene Ontology annotation, cellular component: U4 snRNP; U4/U6 x U5 tri-snRNP complex; precatalytic spliceosome. NCBI's taxonomy places the organism in Eukaryota, Metazoa, Arthropoda, Insecta, Hymenoptera, Halictidae. The transcript has 8 exons. The coding region runs from base 57 to 1523 and encodes 488 amino acids. Gene Ontology annotation, biological process: spliceosomal tri-snRNP complex assembly; mRNA splicing, via spliceosome.